AUGAACAGUUGCUUGAAGCAAGAUUUAGCAAUUCUGUGUGGCUUCAAGAUUUCAGAAUUGAAGGAGCUGCUGUCAACCCAGAUACUAUUUAACGUUGCAUCCGUCAGGCCGCUCCCCAAGCCAUCUUUGGAGUCAGAAGAAUCUGGGCCUCCUCUUGCUGGCGACUUUGAAAUCAUAUGGGUGCAUGGUGGCUCACUUGUCGCUUUGACGACCACUGGCAAUCGAGAGGACCAGGCAAACCAAGGUUUGGAGGAGGUAAUUCUGAGCUUGCCCACUCCUUCAAGUUCGACGGCUCAACCAGCAUCUCCCAUUGUUGGUCCCCCCUCAGAUGAGGUGACAGCUGAGGUAGUCAGUGCGUCAAGAGCCACUUCGGCCACUCUAAGGCUCAAGGCUUCAGCUUUGAGGGACACCAGGUUGGCAAGUGAGUUGCUCUCUGUGAUGCUUCUUCUUGCUGAUGCAAAUGAGCUACUAAAUAUCUCUCGAAAGGAGAUGAGGAAACUCACCCAUUAUUUAAAUGGAUACAUAGAGAGUUCCCAUGAGCUCAUGAAACAAAAGAAAAAGUUUGAGCUCGAGGCCGGGAUGCUCAAAGGCACAAAGGAGAAGGUUGAAAGUGAAGCUGGAGAAGCCUUCAUAAGAGCUGAUACCAUCGAUAAGAGAGUCGAGGAUGCUAAGGCCACAUUAAGGAGAGCUAUCGAGGAGAACUCUCAAUUCUUAAGGAGAAUAAAGGAGCUCGAGGUCCAAUUAGAGGCGGCAGAGAAGAAGGCAGCGGAGGCUGCUUCCAAGGUGGGAAAUUAUCUUGCUAAUUUUGUUGGCUCCACCCUUGAUGAUCCAUCCUUGGAACUUAUGAUGGCGAGGGAGGAAGUUGACUUGUUGAAAUAUCAAUCAGAGCAGAUGGAGAAUAAGAAUGGCGAGCUGACAAAAGAGCUCGACUCUUCUGAAGAGGCUCUCUAUGAAGCUCGAGAGAUGAUUGAUCGUCGAGAUAAAAAAUUGAGCAACCGAGAGGACCAGGCAAACCAAGGUUUGGAGGAGGUAAUUCUGAGCUUGUCCACUCCUUCAAGUUCGUCGGCUCAACCAGCAUCUCCCAUUGUUGGUCCCCCCUCAGACGAGGCGACAGCUGAGGCAGUCAGUGUGUCAAGAGCCACUUCGGCCACUCUAAGGCUCAAGGCUUCAGCUUUGAGGGACACCAGGUUGGCAAGUGAGUUGCUCUCUAGGAUGCUUCUUCUUGCUGAUGCAAAUGAGCUACUAAAUAUCUCUCGAAAGGAGAUGAGGAAAGUAGCUGUGAACUAUCUCAUCUGGCUCACCUAUUAUUUGAAUGGGUACAUAGAGAGUUCCCAUGAGCUCAUGAAAGAAAAGAAAAAGUUUGAGCUCGAGGCUGGGAUGCUCAAAGGCACAAAGGAGAAGGUUGAAAGAGAAGCUGGAGAAGCCUCCAUAAGAGUUGAUACCAUCGAUAAGAGAGUUGAGGAUGCUAAGGCCAUAUUAAGGAGAGCUAUCGAGGAGAACUCUCAGUUCUUAGGGAGAAUAAAGGAGCUCGAGAUCCAAUUAGAGGCGACAGAGAAGAAGGCAGCGAAGACUGCUUUCAAGGUUGUUGAAGACUUCUGA
Messenger RNA from Elaeis guineensis (African oil palm), 1599 nucleotides. The record is from RefSeq and is a predicted model, not a curated record. Lineage: Eukaryota; Viridiplantae; Streptophyta; Magnoliopsida; Arecales; Arecaceae.